CUUACACUCAGAUGAACAUUCUGAACUUGGAGAGAAAGGUAACUGAGUGAAGAACACAGAAGGAGAAGACAAACACAUACAAAAAAACCACAUACACAUUUGCAAGUUAAACGACAAGGCAUCAUGUUGUUCCUCCUUGCUGGAAUUUUUCUCCUGCACAUCUCGACAGUCAUCCUCCUGCUCGCUGCCACCAUCGAGAAUGCCUGGUGGACUACAGGCUCUCUGUCCACUGAUAUUUGGGCUAGUUGGCUUUGGAACGGUCAUCAGUGGAACUAUACGGCACUUCCAAGCAACUAUCCUGAAGAUUACCUCCAGGCAGUGCAGGCGUCCUCUGUAUUAGCGUGUGUGUUUUCAGGUCUUGGUUUAUUCGUGUUCCUCGCUCAGCUCUUCACACUGCCCAAAGGAAAACGCUUCAUCUUGUCUGGAGUGUUCCAGUUGCUGGCUUGUCUGUGUAUUAUGAUUGCUGCCUCGAUCUACACUGAUAUUUUCCACAAGAAGGAAACCGGAUGGUAUGGUCCGAGUUUCAUCAUCGCCUGGCUCUCCUUCACUCUCACCUUCAUCUCCUGUGUCAUCUACUUCGUCCUGCGCAAGAAAACAACCUGAAGAUGCUCAUACACUUCGACACACUCUCUUUCUCACACUCACUCACUCACUCACUCACUCAGAUUAAUCAGGUUUGCGUCACUAUAUUGUCGAAGGAGAGGAUUAUGUUUUUAUGCAUAAGAAUAAUUUGCAUGCAUUAAUCAUGUGCAUAAUUAAUCCAUAAAAAGGAAAAUGGUGCAGAAGGGUUGGGGGGGGGGGGAGGGAAUGUGUGUGUGUGUGUGUGUGUGUGUGUAAUAAGCUGAAUUAUUAAUGGAUAAGUUCCUUAAAGUAAAUUAAAAUGGAAGCUGUCACAUUUGUGGGGGAAAUUCUUAGAUUAAAAAAAAAAACUUUAUCCAUACUGUAAUGUACCAGUUUUAUAAUAUUCAAAAUAUUUUUUUUUUUAUUUUCUGGGUGAAUAUGAGCACGUUCUAAUGAAUUACAGAUAACUGGAAUGAAAUGUAGUUGUGUAUUAGUUGCAAUUUUCAUACAAAUAAUCCACUUUUACAUACCAUUUAUUUGCAUAAAAGCUGUCAACGUGUAAAUAUGGUGUUGUUUUUAUUGAUUAUUUCUUGUGUGCUUCCAUUUUGUUUGCAUGCAUUCACUCCAUGGCUCUGAGUAACACGUGGCUCUGAAAAGUCCGCGGAGUAACACGAAGCUAAACAACAAACGCAUGCCCUGAAACUGCGACGACUUUUACUGACCUGCAGAUAACACAGAAUAUUAAUUUCACAUCGUGCCUGUUCAUUUUCCCAAUUCAUAUGCACAAUUACAAAUUUCCUCUCAUAAAAAUGCGCAUUUACAUUUCUAGUCACAUGUUUUAUAUUCUCAUGCUUACUCGAAAUAAAAUAAUUUUCUCGGAUUCUAUGUCUAAAGGUCGCUGGAGUUAAAUUGUGUGUAAACAAUUGUGAAAAAGCACACUAAGAAUGAUUAGUCUUUCAUUUUAUUUUUGUUAUAUGUUUUUUUAUGCAGUGUGUAUUAAAAGUUUGAUCACAAAGA
Neoarius graeffei (lesser salmon catfish) is the source of this 1578-nucleotide messenger RNA. Its product is annotated as epithelial membrane protein 2-like. NCBI's taxonomy places the organism in Eukaryota, Metazoa, Chordata, Actinopteri, Siluriformes, Ariidae. The coding region runs from base 124 to 603 and encodes 159 amino acids. The transcript is spliced from 5 exons. The record is from RefSeq and is a predicted model, not a curated record. Gene Ontology annotation, cellular component: plasma membrane.